Molecule: messenger RNA, 2143 nt
Organism: Pezoporus occidentalis (night parrot)
Lineage: Eukaryota; Metazoa; Chordata; Aves; Psittaciformes; Psittacidae
Product: sulfotransferase 6B1-like
Biological process (GO): sulfation
Cellular component (GO): cytoplasm
Molecular function (GO): sulfotransferase activity
Source: RefSeq, a predicted model, not a curated record
CUUCAAAGACCAAUAAAGAUGCUAUCUUAUCGUAUAGCAAUUUUUAGAUAACAUCAAGGCAGUAAUGCAGCUAGUGCCAACUGGCUGUGCUUUGGCACAGAUCUCAUUCAACAAAUGGAUUGAGGAGGAGCUGUACGAUGUCCACUUUUUCGGGUGGUCUUUGUAUAUUGACAGAGUUUUCCAGAAAAGAGGACAUGAAGGGAAAAGCAAAAGAUUUCUAUGGGCUGAACAAAACUGAUGUCAAGAUGUAGGGCUAGUUCACCCUGUGAGCACUGCAGUACACCUCAGGUACCAGGCAUGAAUCUAUCCGGGUGAGUAAAUGGCAAAAGUAUACAGGUAUGCAACUGCUGGUCCUCCUGCUCCUCCUGCGCAAUGAACAGUUUUUCUCUCAGUUCCAAUACAUUUGAUCCCGUUUUGCUGAGAAUGAUCAGUGGUAUAACAAAAAAAAAAAAGAAAUCCCAGCAGACUGAGCACUGGAAAGAGCACAAUUCCAUAAGGAAUGUGGUUGUGCUAUUUAAACCCCAGCCUGCAGUUCACAAUGCUCUAUUUUGAAAUAUUUUGUUUAUAAACUCUGUGUUGUAAUUACAGAUUUUUUUUUUUUGGCAUAUUUUGAAGUUAGUUAAGCCCUAUAAGCUAGAAUGAAAUCACAUUUUCUUGUUUUAUCUUGUUUGUUUAUGUUCAACUUCUGUUAAUUUCAAACUGUUCAAAUGAACUAAGGUCUUUGACUGGAGUUGCGUAUUUCUUUAUAGUUUCAGAAAGAAUAGUAAAUUAUUGCUCACAGGGUCAAAAACCCAAACAAUCAACCCCCUAUUAAAAGGUAAUCUCUGUCUCUUUUUCUGCAUAGUACUUCACACUGUGAGGAUGCCUGUGUGCGUGACAGAGAUUGAAGAAUGGAGAAGUCCAGGAAAACAUUUGCUGAUAUCAUAAAUGAGGCAAUGGUGGCUGUUAACACAAUGGAUCGUGACAAACUGCUUUUUUCUUACAAGGGGAUUCUCUACCCUGCUACUUUUUGCAGUGCUGAAGUAUUCAGAGCCAUGGACUUCCUUGAAGCCAGAAGCAAUGAUAUAAUUUUGGCGGGAUACCCUAAAUCUGGCACAAACUGGCUGGGUCAAGUCUUAGAUGAUCUGGUAGCCAUAUUUGAAAAGAAAGCGCAGAAUAAAGAAAGCAGCGUGAAUUAUGAAGAAAUGCAAGAAUUCCCCUACCUUGAAAUGGGAGGUACUGGGAAAUACGAGGUGGGCACAGAAUACAUGUGUAAGUUAUGCAAAUUUCCCUUUUGAAGAGUUAUGGUUAAUCAUCUCCUUCCUGAAAAAUUUCCCAGUUCUAUCUUCAGAAAUAAAGCCAAGAUAUUGUUGCUGAUCCACAAUUCAAAAGAUGUAGCUACAGCUUUUUACCAUUUUUCCAACGGCAUGUCUCAUCUUCCCUCUAAUGAGACCUGGGAUGAUUUCUUCAUAGCUUUCAUGACAAAGAAAAUGCCCUGGGGAUGCUACUUUGAGUACCUUUCCAAAUGGAACAAAUAUGCUGAUUAUGAAAAUGUUAUAACUUAUGAAGAGCUAAAAGAGAUGAGGUUACCAAUAAAUCUGGUCCUGGGCGUGAAAAACAUACCUGCUUUCUUUGGGGUUUCCCUGACUGAGAAAGAGCUUCAGAGUGUGGUAGAGAGGAGCAGCUUCCAGUCAAUGAAGAAGAACUCACUGAAGACCCAUUGGAAACCCAGUGAUGUUUUCUUUUGCAAAUUUCUUUGCCUCUUUGAAGGUGGUGUAAAUGAAAGAAUCUUUUUCAGUGAAGAUCAGAAUAAGAAAAUGGACAAAACAUUUGAAGGACAUAUAAAGGGAACUAAACUGGGAACAAAGUUAAAGUAUGAAGUGUACUGUAAAGUCUGAAAAUUGAUGAAAUGUGGCAAGAGCUUCCCAAUGCACUCUCAGAUCAUCUGAUUGCCAUAUACUAGAAAACUAGAUUAAAUGUUUCAAGCACCUUAGAAUUACUGUAGUAGUCACAUUGCAGCAGCCUUUACAGUGAUAGUGAUGAAUAGUGGGCUUUUGUUUUAAAGGUGAGGUCUUUUGCUUACUUUGGCUACACUCAUAUGUUGAAGAAGAUGACAACUAACUAUAUUCAAAUAAACUUAACAGCCAUAUUUCAGUAGCUGUCA